GCGUUGCCACAGGAACUCUGGUAGUGGAACAACCUACCUAAUUGGCCACACCCGUUGUAAGUGCACCGUUUGCCAAGCAGAACUUUGUCGAACUAUUUUUGUAAAGGUCCAUUUGUCAUCAUGUCUGCCCUUUCCGAUGACGCUAUCCGCAAGGUGUUUGUCGAACUUCAAGCAAAAUAUGUCGCCAGCUCGCAGCAAGUCAACGUGGUCAAGAGUCAGAUCCAAACAACACAACGCGAACGUAAAAUGGCGGAAUUAACACGACGUGAACUCGACACAUUGGGAAACGAUACCAAAGCUUAUAAACCCGUUGGCAAAAUGUUCCUCCAAGCACCUCUAGGGGAAAUGAAGAAACAUUAUGUGGAUGUUGUGGCUCAGUCGGAUGAAAAGAUUCAACAAUUGGAAAAAUCGCAAAAAUACUGGGAACGCGCUGCUUCGGAUGCACAGAGUAAUCUCAAGGAUAUUCUUCACGGACCUCGCACCAUGUAAUCCACUUUCGUCUGCGCCCCCUCCCCCUUCCCCAUUUUCUUAUUUCACUACGAUUGGUUUUCCUGUUGCUUUGAUACGGGCCUCCUUGGCAUGUCUUUGGUUUUAGAAAAGAAAAUAGUUAUUAUUGCAUUAUU
Radiomyces spectabilis is the source of this 623-nucleotide messenger RNA. Its product is annotated as Prefoldin. The coding region runs from base 121 to 489 and encodes 122 amino acids. The transcript is spliced from 4 exons. NCBI's taxonomy places the organism in Eukaryota, Fungi, Mucoromycota, Mucoromycetes, Mucorales, Radiomycetaceae. The record is from RefSeq and is a predicted model, not a curated record. Gene Ontology annotation, cellular component: prefoldin complex; cytoplasm. Gene Ontology annotation, molecular function: protein folding chaperone. Gene Ontology annotation, biological process: protein folding.